Molecule: messenger RNA, 11842 nt
Organism: Diachasmimorpha longicaudata
Lineage: Eukaryota; Metazoa; Arthropoda; Insecta; Hymenoptera; Braconidae
Exons: 2
Coding region: 1406-3070 (554 amino acids)
Source: RefSeq, a predicted model, not a curated record
ACAAAGACAGUCGCAAAGGACACCACUACAUACCACCUACCUUCCUCAGACUUCACCGUACCCGCAGGUACUCACCUUCCAACCAACUCGCCUCAGUUCGGCCCCGACCGCCAACGUCGCACGAGCCCGCGCCAACGGUACCGCAUACCUCGUGGAUCUACUGCGCGUGCGCACCGCCAAGUAAAUAGUCCCCUCCCCUCUCCCAAGCGUCGGCGUCCAACCUGUUCCACGUAUUCCACCGGUGGACUGCCGAAACCUGAGUAAAAGAAGGGGAAAAAAGCCGCAGGAGAAAUAAGAAAAUACCGAAUACCCAAAGGAUCGCGUAGUGAAUAGUGCGGGCAUUAAAUCUCGACGUGUUCAGAGCCGUGGGAACCUGGUGUAACAGUGCAAAAAUUCGAGUUCACUCCUUCCCUGUUGCCGAGUCCUCGUGAAGAUCCGGGGAAUACGAAAAUUAUCCUGAAAUCCCUGAAAUCAACGAUUCGUUAAAAAUCGGUUAAAGUCCCGGUGACAGCCGCACCUCCAGAUUCCAUAGUCUCUUGGGACUGAAUCCUCCGGGUGGAAGUGAGCGAAUAAAUCCCCCCCCCCUCCUCCCCAGGGAAUUAGAUAGAGGCGAAAGACAUCGGCGAGGAAGGAGGACGAAAAUUCCACAGGGGCAAAUAACACACACAUACAGCAUCAGGUUCUACGCCACUGGUUACCUGCAUACCAGGGACGUGCGAGUGAGAUAAACUCAUCCUACCAUAAAACCGUUUUCCUCCCCUCCUUCGUUGAAGAAGAAAAAGGAAGAGGCUAAAUGGUGGUGGGGGGGCUGCUGGUGUACAGAAACCUCGAGGAACUGGACAUAACAGUGGUGGGAGUUUAAAGUUCCUGAGAGAGAGAGAGAAGUUUCAAUCGCAGGUACUGGUGUGUUGGAAUUGUGAAUAAGUUUUUCGAAAAAAAAUAUACGAUUAAAAUAAGUGAACGAAGGAGAAGUGGAGAAAGGUGGGAGGAGAGAGAGAGGACUGGAAAAUAUAACAAUAAAAUUGUGUUGUCUCUCUGUGAUGGUAGAGGAGUCAGCCAUAAUGGAGUAAGAGAUAUCCGUGAGGCGGCUACAGCUGCUGUGAAAUCGUGAUCAGGGGGAUAUUUAGCAAUAGUAUUGGGACACGAUUCACCGCGAGUCUAAUAGUCUCAACGAAACGUUAACAGUUAGAAACUUGAUGAUAUAAGAAAGCGUUUGAAGUGUCGGUUGUUAACAAGUUUUGUUAUUGAAAUAGUGUUUUUAGUGAUGACAAUGAGGGUCCGUAACGUGACUGAAAUAUCAUCGUAAUCCACCGCGUCCCCGAUGGUAAUCGAGCCGUGGAGAGAGAAUAAAUAAUAGGUCAAUCAUCGUUUCCAUUAUCACGUCUUCAGGUUGUGAUAGUUCUCCAUGAAGAUGAGAGGAUCAAGCCAGGAUACAGCGACCCCGUAUUGUCGUUGCCGAGUGCUCUACCUCGGCAGUUCAGUACCCCACGCCAGCAAAGAAGGUCUUCUUGGUGUUCAAGAGCCCCUUCGUGAACUUUAUCCAGAGCAAGGAGCCCUGGGAGCACGUGGUAUCGACUCCUGGUUGAGUGUCUGGUCGAAUGGUCUUCUCCUCGAGAAUGUCGACGAACAUCGAAAGAAAGUUACGCGUUUCUUUCCCAUCGAGGCCCUUCACUAUUGCGCAGCAGUGCGUCACGUCAAAGGUGGCAACAGUGACAUCUCCAACGCCCGAUUUCUUCCCCUGGACUCACCAUUCGCGAGAAAUCCAUCCGCAAAUCAUCCACCACUAUUUGCCGCUGUACUCCGUCGUACAACGGGAAUCAAAGUUCUCGAAUGCCACGCCUUCAUAUGUAAACGUGACAUGGCGGCCAACGCCCUGGUGAGAUGUUGUUUUCAUGCUUACGCUGACAGUAGUUAUGCUAAAGGUCUCGAUCCAAAUACAGCGACAAUCAUUAGCAAUGGCACAUCGCCAGGACCUCAUCCAACAAAUGGCACAUCCAACGGUAGUUUGUACCAUACGUUGGGCGGUUCAAGCACAACACUAGACAAUAGCAGUCCACCAGGUACGCGUUUGGAUAGUGCAUCCAACGAUGACAUCAGUCUUUACAAUGGAGAUGAGAAUCACAAAGUUUGGGCGAAGGGUAGGGACGAAGUGGAUGCCGUUUACCAGGAGCAGGGAACAUUGAGAAGUACCAGGGGUUCGAGACCGAGACAACUGGUGGCACCACCACCACCUCCACCACCACCACCACCACCGUCCCAGCCCCUCAUGUCAGAAGAGUCGACCUCAUCAACGAGGAGAAAAACAAAUAAGAAACUGAAGAAGAUCAAGAAUCGUCAUGAGGAUCAGAUUAUGCCACAUCCUCAAAUGCAUCCCCAGAUGCAUCCUCAAGCAAUCUACACAAAUGGUCAUGGACAUCAUACUCUGGGUCAUCCAAUCAGGCAGCAGCACUUCCAUCAGAUGCCACCCAGCAGUAGAUCAGUAGCGGGUACUCUAGCAAGACCAGCGCCAGUUCUCCUCGUUCCUGCUGCUACUCUUCCCCGAAAGGCGCAUCAUCAUCAUCGGGGAAUGCGACCGAUUCCUGCAGCUGCACCGAUCGUUCCUAUCUAUGCUCCACUCCCCGUCGUUCCGCCACCACCAGCAGCCCUUUAUCAGCCGACGUAUGGGACAGCUGGAAAUCGGGGGAGGCGACAUCAUCAGGAGGAAUCCUCGACACUGGGGGCCAAUCGAAGGCUCGCGGCUUCUCAUGCAGAUCUAACUGCUCCUGAUGGAGCGGCUGAAAGCCCCGACGGGGAUUCCCGCUUUGGCACCGGAAUCUACCGACGCAAAGGACAUCUCAACGAACGGGCGUUCUCCUACAGCAUCAGGGCCGAACAUCGCAGCAGAAGUCAUGGGAGCUUGGCAUCACUGGGAUUCAGUCCGCAAAAUGGUAAUGCUCAUCCCAAGGAGGAGAAGAAGGAUCGGGAAUUUGCUCAGAUGGUCGCUGAACUCAGUCUUGAUGAUCAUGAGAGGGGACAGUACGGAAGGAAUAAUCAUCAUCCGCCGCAACCGUUGCCCCGACCUCGUCGAUAAAUUUGUUAAAUUGAUGAUUCAACGACCUUCGAGCUAAGUGCCAAUUAGUCGGGAGUAAUUGUCCUUGCAGGAUACAGCGUCACGCUGCAGGACUCUGGGUACAUACGGUGUCCUUGAUGGAUGAGGAUUUAGCCAGAAUGUUUGAUACUUUGGGGCUGUUUUUGGAUAAAUUUUUUUAACUUAGAUUGGUCACGUGCUUUUUAAUGUGCCCUCUUUUUGGUGUCACAUCGUCUCGAGAGUCGGCCUGAAUACCGGCAGUGGUGGCGCGUGCUGGUAAUGCCUUGAGGCAAGAGAGAUUGUGCACGUGUACGACGAAGAAUCGGUAAUUAGCAUUCAAACUGUCCUAAGUUAACCGGUCCCAUAAAAAUGCGGGUGUCGCAAUGCAGGCGGUUAUGGUUACGGCAAUUUUUUUAGUCUCAGGUGUGUCAGCCCGGAAAUGAGUCUCUUGACCUGGUAUUUCGGUGGGGUCUAAUGGACUUUGAAAUAACUGAAAAUAUUUAUUCUCGAUAUUUUUGAAUUGAGCGGGAAGUAUUUUAAUGUGGAAAGGGUCAAGUGGUUUCAAUCGACUUUCGGUAGUCGAUUAGACGUCGAUUUCAGCAGUUGGUUGAUGGCUGGUUGAUGGUUGAUCGAUGAUUAGGUUAGGUGAUGAUCGAUCAAUCGAUGGGCGAAUGGUAAUCGAUAGGCAGUCGAUUGGAACUCGAUUGUCAGUUGAUUGUUGGUCGAUCGAUGACUAGUCCAUCUUCAAUCGAUUUUCAAUCGAUUACUAGCCGAUUUUCAAUCGAUUACUAAUCGAUUUUCGUUUGAUUACUAGUUGAUCUUCAAUCGAUUACUAAUCGAUCUUCAAUCGAUUACUAGUCGAUCUUCAAUCGAUUACUAGUCGAUUUUCAAUCGAUUACUAGUCGAUCUUCAAUCGAUUACUAGUCGAUUUUCAAUCGAUUACUAGUCGAUCUUCAAUCGAUUACUAGUCGAUCUCCAAUCGAUUACCAGUCGAUCUCCAAUCGAUUACUAGUCGAUUUUCAAUCGAUUACUACUCGAUCUCCAAUCGAUUACUAGUCGAUCUCCAAUCGAUUACUACUCGAUCUCCAAUCGAUUACUAGUCGAUCUCCAAUCGAUUACUAGUCGAUCUUCAAUCGAUUACUAGUCGAUUUUCAAUCGAUUACUAGUCGAUCUUCAAUCGAUUACUACUCGAUCUUCAAUCGAUAUUCAGUUGAUCGCUAUUCGAUUGCUAGUCGAUCAAUUGAACAGAGAUCGAUUAGUAUUUGACUGAGUUCACAACUCCUUGCUAUCGAGUGAUCCGUCAGGGUAGCUCUUGUCUGAAUUUUUGAGAAAUAUCUCGAAAUCUAAGGGAGAUAGAGAAAUUUUUAUAAGAACUUCAUUUGUGGAGAAAAUUAAGAGCCACAAAAAAGGUCAUGAUGAAAUAUUUGCUAUCUCCCUUGCAUUUCGAGAUAUUCAUUGAAAACCGGCCGGUAGUUCAAAUCAGUUCGAAUCGUUUUGCCAGUUCGUUACUGGUGUAGUUCGAUACAUCUGGAGGGAGCGAUUGUUGAGAAGAGUCGUUAAGUCUUGUUUAUAGCCCAGAAUAUGGGUUAAAAAUGCUCUAUUCAUGGGCUACCGUGCUUUCGGUACUAAAAGGUUUGACAAAGUAUUUGCAAAUGCAGUUGAAAAGAGAAAUUCCAUUCCCUGGAGAGCUGUAAUUUUUAGAAAAGCCACGUUGAGUUCAACUUAGAGAGAAAAUAAAUGUAUAAAAUUCACUAGAAUUUUCAUAAAGUCCUAUAUUUUUUAAGAACAGGACAACGAGAGUUUCUCAAACUACUUAAAAUAACGAUAAAAACGUGAAUGUACGCUACAUUGGCCAGACGUCGGUGAUUUAAGAAGAGAUAUACUAAUAUUUUAUUAAUAUUCAUGAAUUUUCAUGAAGCAAUCGAUUUAGAAGUUACAGUUUUCAAUUAUUUUUUAAAAGAGAUAAUGAAUUUUUAAUUAGGAUUUUCGUGGUUUAGUGAAAAAUUCAAUGUUCGUAUGAUAAAUAUCAGGUGAAAACUUGAGGUGUCAUCAAUAGUUUGAUAAAAAUGACCAGAUGACUGAUCAUAAAUUGGUUUUUAGGGAAUCAAAAAACCUGAAAUUUUUAUUUUUUUGGUUUGAUAAAAUUGCAUUUUAUGAAAAGCUGGAAAUCCACAAUUUCUGAAUUUAAAAGAAUUUUUAACCAGACUCUGGAUAUUUAAUACCAAAUGUUAAUUACAUUGCAUUACCGCUUUGGAUUAAUUAAAUUACGAUUUUGACUUUCCAUGAUUUUUUCAUCGAAUUUUUAAUAUUUAAUUACGUACAUUAUUUUAUACUUCAUUCAAACCCUCCUUCGAUGAAAAUGUUUGAAAUUUGUUUGCAAAUGUUUUACAAUUUUUAUAAAUUUAUUAAUAAUGUUCUCAAGAGGAAUGUUAAACUGUAUUUAGAGGAAAAAUACUUUUAAAAAUUCCAAUUAUGUGAAAAUUUAAUGGAAUUUCAAUGUUUUUAGUACCAAAUAACUGAAUUUUUCAUUUCUCAUGAUUUGUCUUUCCAAUUAUGAAGUCAGAAGAACAAAAGUCCAAUUACGAAAUGAUAAAAAGUUCAAAGAAACCACAAAUUUUCAUCUGAAAACUCUUCUGCAAUUUCUUCUGAAAGAUAUUAAUUUCUCAAUUUUUAUUUGAGACUUUUCUUUGGUAAAAAAAUUUUUAUCACAUAAUUUUCUGCCAAUCCAAAUGAAAAUUGCAAUAAUUUUUUCAUUGAAUCGAUAAUAUUCAAUCACAUCCAUUAUUUCAUAUCUCAGCGGAACUAUCAUCCGCUAAAAAUAUUUUUAAAAAUUCUGCAAAUAUAUUACAAUUUUCAUAAACUUAUUAAUCAUUUUCUGAAGAGCGAUGUUAACCAGUACUUACAAAAAAUAUUAAUUUAAAUAAUCCAAAUUUCUCUCAAAAAAUUAUGGAAUUCUGAAAAUUCUUUUGAAAAAAAAAUUUCUUCUGAAAAAAACAAAUUUCUAAAUUUUCUUCAGCAAAAAUUUUCGUUCGAAAAUCAUUUAAUAACAAAUAUAGAGAACUCUUGACCAUUUUCAUUUAUAAAUAAAUUUUUGUCGCAUAAUUUUCUGCCGAGCGAAAUCGAAAUGACGAGAACAAGAUUUUUAGUUACAUCACAGACACGAUAAUAGAGAUGACAACAAUCGGAUGUGCAUCCAGUCCUCGCAAUCUUUAUCCUCAACGUCAUCAAGGUCACCGUAUCUAUCUUUAGCAAUUAUUAAACAUUAUUGUUUUUAUCCGUUAAUUUUUAUUUUAUUGCCAGAAUGAGGAGAAAACGGAGUUGAACCCGCCUGGGAUUCCCUAACGGUAAAAAAAACCCGGUUCGCAUCUCAUCGCGAAUUUUCGUUCGCCAAAUGUGUCACACACUUUUCUUCUUGGUAUUGAAAUACGAACAAAAAAUAUUGUUUAUGGUUGCAGAAAAUUAUCAACGUCUCGUGGUAGACUAUUUUCACGACUUUGAGUGGAGAAAGAGCCAUUUUAAUACUAUAAUUGUUAACGGACAGACAGGAAACUCACGAUUUACGUUAUUUCCAGUGUCUCGACAUGGAAAUUCAUGCCAAGGGGAAUUUACUAUGUUAAUGUUAAUUGUACACUAAUACAUCUCAAUGUCGUAUUUAUUGUUGCGACUCGGGGACAGUUUGAGGCUUAAUUUACACUGAAUUUCACGCAGAGAAAUAUUCAAGAAAAAUUACCACACUCGACGUUCGAUUAUCGAUUACAAAAAUGACUGAAAAAUUACAAAAAUAUUCUGGAAAAAUUACGAAACUCGACGUUCGAUUAUCGAUUACAAAAAUGACUGGAAAAUUAUGGAAAUUUCAGGAAAAAAUUACCACACUCGACGUUCGAUUAUUGAUUACAAAAAUAAUUGGAAAAUUACGGAAAUUUCAGGAAAAAUUAUCGCACUUGGCGUUCGAUUAUCGAUUACAAAAAUGACUGAAAAAUUACAAAAAUAUUCUGGAAAAAUUACGAAACUCGACGUUCGAUUAUCGAUUACAAAAAUGACUGGAAAAUUACAAAAAUAUUCAGGAAAAAUUACGAAAAUCAACGUUCGAUUACAAAAAUGACUGGAAAAUUACGGAAAUUUCAGGAAAAAUUACCGCACUCGACGUUCAAUUAUUCAUUACAAAAAUGACUGGAAAAUUUAGGAAAUUUCAAGAAAAAUUCCGUGACAUUUCCAUUUUUUUUUUUCAAUCACACUUUUUUAGAAAAUUACUGGUAAAAAUACGUAAUUUUUAUUUAAUAUUUCUCUGCGUGUGAGGGAGUCAUAAUUCUGUCGAUAAAUAAUUUUUUAUUGAGAACGAAUACAAUCUCAAUCUUCAUAAACAAUUGUAUUGUGACACGUUUGAAAAAAUAUUGUGAAAAGACCGACGAAAUACGCCAAAAAAUUCAAUGGAAUUGUUGUUAAGAGAUUAUUGCCCAUAUCUUUUCAUUUCUUAUUUUUUUAAUAAAUUUUAAAGGAACGAUUGGGAAAAUUUACGUGAAAAAUAUCCGAUUUUUAGAUUUUGUUAUCGUUCAAUGGCUUUUUCAGGGAACUGUUGCUAAAGUUCAUCGAAAUUUUACCAAAAAAUUAGCAAAAUAAACCCAUGACUAUGAAAAUUUUUCAGUCAUUGAUUAAUGUCAAAACCUAAAAAUCGUAAAUAUAUCAAAAUAUGAUAAUAUAUUCCACAGAAUUUUUUUAUACAAUUGAUUUUAUUGAAAUGUGAUCUAUAGAAUUUUGAUGAAACAAUUUCCCCAAUUUUUCCGUGUGAUUUUCUUGAAGAUAUCAAGAGCUGUUGAUAAAAAAAUUGAAAUUCUAUAGAAUUUUGAAAGAUCUUUAAUCGAAAACAAUGAUAUUAAACAUUUACGAAAUUUGCGUUGACAUUUCACUUGUUUUUUAGUCACACAUUCUAUUAAAUGUUUUUAUAGAAAAAAAUCAAUUGAUCUCGAUUUUUCUGUUGGGUUUUUUCUCUCGAGAUUCUACCAAUUAAACUUAUGGUGCCCAAUAAUUCUAAAAAUUUUAUUUUUAUCCACAAUAUUUUGUUUUGCAAUUUAUUCGCUUUGCAAAUAUGUUACACCAUAAAUCCCAAGCGAAUAUUCUCUCAGAAAAAUCGAUAUCUCAUCGCAAAAUACUCCCAAAAACCGCAAUUUCCCCCAGAAAUCCUUCAAUUUUCCCCCAAAUUCCCCCAAACUCUCUCAAACCUCCCUAAAAUUUAUCUACAAAUUCUCCCCACCCCAACCCAAUUUGUCCGACAGAAUCACAUGUUUUAAUCAUUAUCGAAUUAUCGAAUAACAGAACUAUCGAGUCAUUCAAUUGAAAAUACCCAUCAUUUCGCUCCCCUCAAUUUAUUUUUCAACUGUUUCAACUGUUCACUCUCCCGAGAAAUAAAUCGAGCCUCAAUGCCACUAAUAGAAUAUUCGAAAAAUAUAAAAAUAGUUACAAAUAACUAUUAACCAGUGGAAAUCAGUGCGGGACAGAUCGAUGUCCGUAAUUUCUUUUUUUUUAUAUUUUUUUUAUCGUGAGUGCAUGACGCGUCGCAACGCAUUUGGCUUUCUACGUCUUCCGUGUGUUAAUUUCGGUGAAUGUGUGUGAGUGUUACGCAAUGAUGAAUGGUUAGUAUACAGUAAUACGAAGGAAGCAUUGAAGGAUAUCAAAUUACCCCUCCUCCUCUGCCCCUACCCUCCCCCUGACGCCCCUCACCGAACCCUUAACAAGGAUUAAUUUUAAAUUGACGCGAUGCACUGAAAGAGAAAUAUAAUUUUGCCAAUUAAAUAUUCCUCCGACAAGAAUUUAAGCCGAAUUUGUUAAUGGAAUUUCGGGCAUUUGUUUAUCCAAAACAAAUAUUUGCAAAAUUAUAUUUAUCUGUCAGUGUAGAUUAAAUAUUAUCGCUCAUAUGAAUAUUUAUCGUCCGAGAAAUAAAUUAUUUCUUUUAAUAAAUUAAAUUGAAAUUGUUCAUUCGGUUCUGUCGAGGUAGAAGGGGUUGAUCGCUAGGGGUAAGUUAUGCCUCUUUGAUUGCGAAUGAAAGUGUUCUACACGGAGAGAGAAAAAGUUCAGUAAAUUUAGAAAAUUACGUAAUCGCGAGGGAAGAAAUUUUUUAUGAAAAUUAGACGUCCAGAGGGUGAAACGUCAGACGAAAUGAUUUUUAGCCAGUUUUUAGGAUGAGUUUUGCCCGCAAAAUUGAGUUUGAGGGUCUAAUUUUUUUAAUAAAAUGAACUGUCGCCUUAGAUUUUGCCAUCUAGAGGUUUAAUUGUUAUGAAAAAUUUCUUUUCGUGCGGAAAAUCGUGUUGUAUUUUGAUCGUUCGGGAAAAUUACCGACAGAAACAUUUCCUGAGUGGAAAUUCUGGUUUCAGAUAGUGAUCAGGGAUUUAUAUCAGAAUUUGAUGAGAGAUAUAAUGCCGCCAUUUUGAAUUUUUUAUUAGGAUUUAAUUGAGAGAAAAAAAUCGAAACGUUUUGAAACGGGAAUUGAACCCGAAACCUCCUAAUGUCGCUUCAGGUGCUCAUAUAUUAUGUAUUAUAUAUUAUAUAUUAUAUAUUGUAUAUCAUAUUAUAUAUAUUAUAUAUCAUCUAUUAUAUUAUAUAUCAUAUAUUAUAUAUUAUAUAAUAUAGAAAGUGAUGAAACAAAAUGAGUCACUUUGACUGGUGACCAAUUUUUGAUGAAUAUCUCGAGAUCUAGGCGAGAUAGCAAAAUUUUGGUUAGAACCUUUUUUGUGCAAAAAAUCAAAUACUACAAUAAAUGUUAUAACAAAAAAUUUACUAUUUCCCUUAGAUUCGGAGAUAUCGCUCAAAAACUGGAAUCAGAGAUAAGCGAACUUAUCUUGUUUUAUCACUUCCCUACUGAUAUAUGGUAUAUAAUGUAUGAUAUGUUCAUUGAAGGUCAUGUGCAACGUAAUCCUUGUCAGGACCAAUACGAUCGCCAUAAUUGCCACCUAAUUAAAUGCCCCGGGGAAUAACGCAAUCGAAGAAAGAAAAGUUCCAAAAAUAAAAAUGUUUUUUGUCAGUGUACACAGAGAGAAAAGUUCGUUUGUGACCUUGUACAACUGAUCUUUGUUUGGGGACUUGUGGAGGAGAUACAAAAUUAAAUUCGUGAGCUAUAAAAUCACUAUUGGCAGUGCAGUCUGUUGUGGAAUAACGGAACUGUCUUGAUUUUUUUUUGAACAUUUGAAACUUAUUUAUAAAGUUUAUCAGUUGUAAAUUAAAAAUAUAGAAUUAAUGACUGGACUGUAUUGAUUAUUAGAUUUGGAGCGUCUUGAAUUGUGGGAAGAAUUACCCAAAAACUUUAGUAAUUCUGAAGCGAAAGGUUGUGCAGAGAAAAAUUGCGGAAUAAAUUUAAGUUUUCAGAUGACAUUAUAAAAAAUUACGGCGUCUUUCGUAAAAAUUCAGUGACUUUUGUAUAAUUUUCUGAUUUUUCUAUUUUAAUGAAAAUUUUAAUAAAUUUUAGUGAGAACUUAUUAAACCUUUCAUUAAAAUAGAAAAAUGAGGAAAUAAAUAAAUAAUAAAUUGUUAUUCAAAUUUUCCCUCCCUGUAAAAAUGAGUCUUUUCUGUAAAAUUUUGAUGACUUUUGAAUGAUUUUUCACCUCAUGUCGGAAUCCAUUUGAUAAUUUUUCUAAAUGUUUCGAGCAAUUUUCAUUAAACUUCCCCUUCCGCCUAAAAAUGACAGUUUUGUCCCCAAAAUUCAGUGACUUUUAUACAAUUUUUCAUCAAAUUUCUAAAUGCAUUUGGUAAUUUUUCCAAAUCUCUCAAGUAAUUUUUAUUAAACUCUUCUGUUCGCUUAAAAAUUGCAGUUUCGUCCACAAAAAUUAAUUAUUUUUUCUGUAAUUUUUUAUCUCACUUCCAACUUUAUUUGAUAAUUUUCCAAAAUUUCUGGCAUAAUUUUUAUUCAAGAUUUCCCUCCACAUAAAAAUUGCAGUUUCGUCCACAAAAAUUAAUUGAAUUUUAUACAAUUCCCCCCUAAUUUCCACCAUCAUAUGACAAUUCUUCCAAACGUUUCAGGUAAUUUUCCCUAAACUUUCCACUCGAUACCAAAAACCUAAAAAUCGUAUCGAAAUCCGAACGACGAUACAAAAAAAAGUGCUACACAUGUAAAUCAAUGAUUUAUCAGUAUCAAUUAUUUAUUAAUAUCCCGGAUUAAUAUUAAUAUUAAUAUCAAUAUCAAAUAAUUAAUUAAUUACUUAAUUUUCCCUGAGAUUUCGCGUAUUUUUCUCUCCACGUCGAAUACUUCCACUUCCACCCCCGAAUUUGUAACUUUUUCAACCCCUUCCCUCGGCCCAUUUAUCCCUUCAACUUAAUUAUCAUAAAUCUAGGAAAAUACUAUUCUGUGCCGGACGAAUAUAUUUUGUAUAAAAAAAAAAGUAAAGUGCACCGACCAGGAAUGUGCCAUCCCUCCGAGUUAUGGGAAAUAAACUCGCGUAAAUAUAAGCGCUGAAUCGUGCACAAGAACGCGAAUGUAUAAGACGAUGUUGGUUAAUAGGAAUAAAAUAAAAAAAAGCAUUAACGCACGAAUGUGAAUGUUAAGUGGUGAUCAUCCUUAAGCCGUUCGAUCGGUUACAUUCACCUCACAGAGGAAUUUAAUUAUUUGUCAAUCAUUCGCAAACGUGUUUACGCCAUUGAUUUAUAUUUAUUAGAUAAUAUAUUACGAUAUUCCAGGAUAUUCAUUGCGAAAUGAGGAGUUUAAUGAUAAGUCUAUGUCAAUGUACGGAGAUUAAUGAAUAAAGAUUUGUAGAAACAUAUGUAUAUAUUAAAGAAAAUAUCUUAAACAAUUUC